This is a messenger RNA of Protopolystoma xenopodis, 810 nucleotides long. The record is from the annotation of a GenBank genome assembly. Lineage: Eukaryota; Metazoa; Platyhelminthes; Monogenea; Polystomatidea; Polystomatidae.
AUGUUGGCUGGACAUCGAAUCAUUGAAGUAACCGCUGGUCAUGAGGAGUUGUCAGGCUCUGGGCCUAGAUCUUCACUCGGAGUCGAGAGCUUAGGAGCGCCACUCGACCCUCCUAUCUCCUGGCCAGCCAUACCACCACUACUACGCGUCCUCCGGUCGCCUUGUAUCAGCCUAACUCUCGCCGAAAUCAGCCUGCUUCGUCAAGAUUUGAUUACAUUCCUCCAUACCACUUGGUGGCCCCAGGCAUGGGAGUUUAAUCACUGUCUGGAUGAUAUAACCGGACAAUCGGAACUUUUGAAGACCAAAUUGUUAGGAGGUCCUUUUCCUUUCGGAGCCCUUGAAACCAAUUGCCCAAGCCUAGAAUCAAAAAAUUGGAAUUCAAUUUUUUCCUGCAAUACCAGGAGUACCGCUAUCGCUCCAAAGAGUUGUAUCUCUAAUAGCGUCCUGUUGAUCCAGGCCCGUAAUCGGCCUGUACCUCUGGUCGACAGACCGUUAGACAUCAAAUUUUGGCUUGAGCACCCUUUUUUCUUCACAUUGCUUCCCUCUUAUCAACCUACUCGCUUCACUGCGUGGAAUAGUGUUCCUAGGAUAGCCCCAAUAACGAAUAGUUCUACCGGAACGACUACCACUCCACUUGGUGCUUGGCGGCGCCACGUGCCCAGUGCUGUAUGGCCCUUGAUGCCGACCGGCUGGGCUAAAUUGCAAACACGUGUAGUGGACGGUAUCCUAAACUACUUAAAGGUGGCAUCACAACUGGAUGAACGAGCUACAGAUUUACCCUGGCGACUAACACUACAAUGGAUUGGGUGA